Sugiyamaella lignohabitans is the source of this 402-nucleotide messenger RNA. RefSeq lists its product as uncharacterized. The record is from RefSeq and is a predicted model, not a curated record. The transcript has a single exon. Bases 1 to 402 code for a protein of 133 amino acids. NCBI's taxonomy places the organism in Eukaryota, Fungi, Ascomycota, Dipodascomycetes, Dipodascales, Trichomonascaceae.
AUGUCGGUCUUGACAACAUAUCCAGAUACGUUGUUGAUCAUGGCACGGAGAGGGAAAGUGGCACCAGAGGUAGGAUCGGAAAUCAUGAUACGAAUUUCAGCACCAGUGACACGAAGACGCCACAGACGACGACCGAAUCUCUCCAAAAAUCCACCAAAGGCGUCUUCAACUUGCUUGGGAUCCAAGGUGAAAACAGCAGUAAAAUUGAUGAAGAUGUGGUUAAGAUCAGUGUUGGAAGUUUCAACAAUCUCAAGAGCAUCGAGAAUGUCAGUCAUGAGACGGUUAGCCUCGGAAAUAAGGUAUGAUGGGGUAGAAAUAUCAUCUCUGAUACGGCCAGGAGUCACAAUACCUCUAGUGAAGAAUCUCUUAUCAGAAGACGAGUUCUUGGCAACUGCUUCGUAG